Molecule: messenger RNA, 285 nt
Organism: Miscanthus lutarioriparius
Lineage: Eukaryota; Viridiplantae; Streptophyta; Magnoliopsida; Poales; Poaceae
Source: the annotation of a GenBank genome assembly
AUGGCGCCUUCACAGAUGAAUCUCUCUGCCGUCCUCCUAGUCGUCGUCCUCCUCCUACCCAUCAUCACGGCAGCUCGUGAGUCGGCGUCCUCCUGCGCCGAACACCUGAGCGGCAAUUAUGAAGGAGUAUGCAUUGGAUUGAUAGACGACGACACCUGCAAUAGUGUAUGCAUAGGCGAACGCAGCGACAACUUUCAAGGCUUCUGUAACCUUUUACAAUGUUGGUGCAAAGGCAGAUGCACCUCUGGGACUGAAGCUAUUGCUAGCGCUCCCAUCUGGCAAUGA